Histoplasma capsulatum G186AR is the source of this 1344-nucleotide messenger RNA. RefSeq names its product chitinase. Gene Ontology annotation, molecular function: chitinase activity; chitin binding. NCBI's taxonomy places the organism in Eukaryota, Fungi, Ascomycota, Eurotiomycetes, Onygenales, Ajellomycetaceae. Gene Ontology annotation, cellular component: extracellular region. Bases 1 to 1344 code for a protein of 447 amino acids. The transcript has 4 exons. The record is from RefSeq and is a predicted model, not a curated record. Gene Ontology annotation, biological process: chitin catabolic process; carbohydrate metabolic process.
AUGGGGCCCUUUUUCCUCUACAUUGGCGCGUUGCUGUUCGGUACUGUUGGUGCAGUCAACCACGGACCCCCCGAAUUUGGCUCUGGAUAUCGUCAGGGCGUGGAUUUCCUUCCUGGCAAGGACACAACUACCGCUUGGAGAACAGUUACGGAAACUGUUACUGUACCUGCCGCUGCUACUGAAGGCGCUUGCUCCUCUCCGCCGGAGUCUAAUCAAAGCCCCAGCUCGUCUGCCACGGAACCGCCCAGCCCUAGCCCGACAGGCAACAUGCCGCAUGUUGAUGGUUUUAAAUCUGUUGUAUACUUUGUCAAUUGGGCCAUCUAUGGGCGUAAUUACCAACCCCAAGAUCUCCCAGCAGCAAAGCUGACCCACGUUCUCUACGCAUUUGCCAAUGUUCACGGCGACACCGGAGAAGUCUACCUGACCGAUAACUAUGCUGAUACCGACAAGCACUACCCAACUGAUUCCUGGGAGGACGUGGGAAACAACGUCUAUGGCUGUGUCAAGCAACUUUUCUUGCUCAAAAAGCAGAAUCGAAAUCUGAAGGUCCUACUUUCCAUUGGUGGAUGGACCUAUUCUUCCAAUUUCCCCGGGGCCGCGAGUACAGCAGCUAACAGGGCCCACUUUGCGGACACUGCCACGAAGUUGAUGCUUGAUAUGGGAUUUGAUGGUCCGAAAAAUUUCCAGAAGCUCCGCCUCAAAGAAAUGACCCCUUAUCUGGAUUUCUACAAUUUAAUGGCAUACGACUACGCUGGAAGUUGGGACACAGUCGCUGGACAUCAAGCAAACCUCGAGGUUUCCAAAUCCGAUCCAGAAUCCACCCCCUAUUCCACCGAGGCAGCCUUAGACUAUUACAUUGGAGUUGGUGAAGUGCCAGCCUCCAAAAUGAUCUUGGGAAUGCCACUAUACGGACGUGAGUUCGCUGACACUGAUGGCCCUGGUACUCCCUUCACUGGAACUGGUGGUAGCGGCAGCUAUGAGCCAGGUAUUUGGGACUACAAAGUACUCCCGAAGGAGGGAGCAGAGGAGCACUUGGAAUUAGGUACCAACGGCGGUUGUGGUGCGUCAUGGAGCUAUGACAAAUCGUCUCGCUCGAUGAUUUCAUAUGAUACCGUGCCGAUGGUGGAGAAGAAGACGAAAUAUAUCAUUGAUAAGGGGCUUGGUGGCGGCAUGUGGUGGGAGGCAAGUGGUGACCGUGACCCCAGGACCGCAGAGAAGGCCAAAGGAAGCCUUAUUGGCACCUUCGUUGAAGGGGUUGGUGGGGGGUUGGAGAAACAUGAAAAUGCUCUGUCCUUCCCCGAGAGUCAGUAUGACAACCUGAAGGCUGGGUUUGGGGAGAAGUAG